Messenger RNA from Hydatigera taeniaeformis, 3564 nucleotides. Lineage: Eukaryota; Metazoa; Platyhelminthes; Cestoda; Cyclophyllidea; Taeniidae. The record is from the annotation of a GenBank genome assembly.
UUCCUAUGCCUCGACGACAUUAACAAUAGCACCGACAAUGGAGGUCCGAUGAUGUCAACCCGAAGCUCCCCUUCAACCUCAUCUACAACUUCACCUCCGAAUGCGUCCCAACUAGCUCCAAGAUUUCCUCCCUCCGGAAACAGCGCAAAUGCCAACGCGGCUGCGGUUCUUGCAGCGGCUGUGGCCGCCACUCACUACAGCCCAACAGCAUCGGCAGCCACCCCAAACAGCCUCCAGGACGCUGCAGCCGUGUUUUCUGCAGCUUAUGCAGCAACGUCCUCAGCAGAAUUCAGCUCGACCGUGGCUUCUCCGGCAGCAGUGGCCAUGGCUGCAGCUGCAGCAGCGGCGGCGGUGGCUGCUUAUCCCCCCGACUCCAGUUCGAGCAUAAUGAGCGUGCCUUCGCCUAUCUUUCCCCCUCCUCCAAUGAGCAGCGGAAAUCACCAACAACAGCGCUUGUCGCCAUCGCCAUCUCAACCAUCAGGGAGCAGUGGCUGUGAAGGGGCAUGCAAACCUGACUUUGCGAAUGCUUCGGAUUUCCUCGAGGCGUUUGCGAGAUCUGCCGGGGGAGGGAUGGGCGGAUGGCGUAGCCAACAGACCACUAGACCGGAACCACUGGGCUUUCCCUCAACCGAGGCUCUCCUUGAAUGCUAUCGGGCCCAGCUGCCGAACGUUUUGAAUGUACAUUUUGUGGGCUGCUCUUAUCUCUUCAUUCAGUGGAAACUAGAGAGAAAUGUUGGGUAUUCAGGAGGCAAGAGAUGGCGUUGGUGUUCGAGGUCAUUGCUAGGACCCAUUCUCCAGAUGGAGGCCUCUGGCACCACGUCGUCCACACCACCCACAGGAUCGCGUGGUAUUAGAGCAGCACACAACUUUUUGCCCUCGUCUUCCAUUCCGUAUAAUUCGCAUCAGCCAAUGCAGCAAUCGGAUGAGUACUACAACUAUCUGCCAACCUCUUUUCCCUCGUCGACGAGCUAUCAAUCCACCUAUCAGUCUGCCGAUAAUCGAUGCUACGACAAUCCGGUCUACUGGACCGAGCAGACCUCUGCUGACAGUGCCUGGUACUCUUCGACCUGUAAUCCAGAAAAUCAGCUUUCAUUGGGUUGUUUCAGUGCGCCACCAACAUAUGCAGAUCUGAGUCCAGUCGAAACAUUCUUUUUUGGAAGUGGGAAAAGUGGGAGAAAGGCUGAGGAUUAUCGAGAAUCAGACGUUUACGCACUUUUUACUAUACUUCGAUCUUUAUUCAACCCUUUCAGGUACUCGAACCUUACAACUGAUCCGACAUCAAAGGCGGCGCCUGACACCACUGGAAAUGUUGCGCAGCCUCAACCUCCACCUACAUUUGCGUCCUCGCCUUUUAAGACUUCGGCAACAACAACAACAACAUCUGCUUCCUCCGGUUUCCCUCCAUCGUUUCCUCAAUCGUCCAAUCAAUUCCCACCCAAUGGGGCUAAUGUCGCCUCUAAUCCAUUUUUUGCCUCUUUUCAACCCGCGGUGACAACGAGUGGGAGUGAUUUUUACCGUGCCUCGACACUUUUUACUGCUUCCGCUGGAACAAGAGGUGACGAUGAAGUUGGUGCUACCGCCACUCCCUACUAUGAUCCUUCCAGACAGGUUGGCGGGGGUGAACACUACUCUGGGACAAACGCUCCGUCCUCCUCAGCAUCUAGCUACCAGCGAGCGUUAGGGGGCUAUACGACUGCAGGUGGCGGGAGUGCUGGGGGUAGUACCAGUGGCGGAGGGGCUGGAGGUGAGAAGAACGUGAUUGACGUGCCAGGGAGCCUUGGUGGUGGAGUGGGCGGCGGUGGUGGUGCGGGUGACGGUGCUGUUGGUAUUGUGUCUCGCGAGAUGAUGCGUUCGUACCUGAAGAAUCGGCGAGAUCAGGUGCUCAUUGUGCUUCAUGCCAAAGUGGCACAGAAGUCGUAUGGAACAGAGAAGAGGUUCUUCUGCCCUCCACCCUGCAUCUACCUUCGAGGAGAUGGCUGGGAUGCAAGACCGAGUGCAAGCAGUCCAACUAAGCUCAUUGGUUCAUCAUCAGAUCCAGCGUUCCAGAGGUCCUUCCUUCCGUGGGAGGCAGAGGCUGACUUCAACACCAGUAAAUUGAGUGGGGAAAAAGUUCAAGUUUUGGCCUUUAUGGGCAUUGGCGGAACUUCAACAGCAAAAGAUAUGGUUCAGCUAAAUCUGGAACCCGGAAAGGACUAUUCAGCUGCCAAGACUCUCUUCAUCUCCGACUCUGAUAAGCGGAAGCACUUUAUGCUGACAGUCAAAAUGUUCUACUCCAAUGGGAAGGAUCUCGGUCAAUUUAAUUCUCGGCGCAUCAAGGUCAUAUCAAAACCCAGCAAAAAGAAACAGUCACUAAAGAAUACUGAUCUAUGCAUCGCCUCAGGCACGAAGAUAGCAUUGUUCAAUCGCCUUCGGUCGCAGACGGUGAGCACACGCUACCUUCAUGUUGAUGCAGGCAGUUUCCAUGCCAGUUCCAGCCGAUGGGGUGCUUUCACAAUCCACCUCCUCUCUGAUGAUGAGUCGGAGGCGGAAGAAUUCAAUGUGCGCGACGGCUACAUCCACUACGGGCACACUGUAAAACUCGUCUGUUCUGAGACUGGCAUGGCUCUGCCCCGUCUGAUCGUUCGAAAGGUGGACAAGACAGUGGUAAUGCUGGAUGCGGAUGAUCCUGUAAGUCAGCUGCACAAGUGUGCCUUCUACCUGAAAGACACGGACCGGAUGUACCUCUGCCUGUCUCAGGACAGGAUCAUUCAGCAUCAAGCGGUGCGCUGCGAUGACAACCCUCACCGGGAGACAAUCAACGAUUCCGCCGCUUGGACUAUCAUCAGUACUGACCGAGCGGAGUAUCGGUGGUUCGAGAUAUCCAGUCUUCGUGAUGACCCUAGUGUCUCCAAAGCACUGGUCGCGCAGAUUCCGCCGCCUUCCAACCACCCCGUUACCCCUGUCCCCAUUGUCACCAGCAUUCGCACCAAUGGUGGAGGUGACGUUGCCAUGGUGGAGGUGUCUGGCGAGAAUUUCAGUGCCAACCACCAGGUUUGGUUUGGUGAUGUGCCUGCACAGACUUUCUAUAGAUGUCAGGAGCUCCUACUCUGUCUGGUUCCCGAUAUCUCCGAAUUCCAUCCCGAAUGGACUUAUAUCCAAUAUGAACUCGAGGUUCCAAUAAGCAUUGCUCGGAACGAUGGUGUCAUCUAUGCCACAGGGUCAACGUUCACUUAUCAGCCAGAACUUGGACCUCGUCAGCACUGUCAAUCGGCUCUGGAGCUGAUGCGAGCAGCCGCUUUUGCAGCGGCCGCAGCAGCAGCAGCCUCUAUGGGACAGGUGAUGCAACCAACUGCACCGGUGAUGCCACCGGGACAGCAUCAACAGCAGCGGCCCUCUCUCGAAUAUCCAACAGUUGAAGGAGGCCUCGCCACAGGUGGUGUGUCCUCCUCCGCUCCCUCUUAUUCCUCAUUUUCGGAGACCCUUCCCACCACCUCUCACAGUGGCAAUAGGGCCUACGCGACGCCAAUGGACGAGGGAUCGGCCCCUGUUGUUGCCACGCCAUCCUCGAGUGAGCCCACACAAUAA